AUGCGCCCGUCCCUAUUCCGCUUCGCAUCACACCAGCUCCUGCAUACCACUCCCAGAGCACCCCCCGCACGACACCCAAUUUACAGCGCGGUCCAGAGACGCAGGAUGAGCAGCACCAGAGACGUUUCGCACAACACCGACAUCAGCAAGAUGAAGCACGAGGAGAACGGCUCGUUCAAGCGUAAGCCGUCGUCGUUCAGAAGUUUCAUCGAAAUGGGGGGGCAAUUCGCGCCCGAGAAGGGCCGCUACCACCUAUAUGUCUCCUACGCGUGCCCUUGGGCGACCAGGACGUUGAUCACCCGCAAGCUGAAGGGUCUGGAAGAUUUCAUCGGUGUCUCCGUCGUGUCCCCGCACAUGGGCGCCGACGGUUGGCCGUUCGCCAAGGCAGAUGCGUUCCCUGGAGCGGAUGACGAUCCGCUGUACGCCUCUGAUCACGUCAAGGACCUCUACCUGCGGGUGCAGCCGAACUAUGAGGGCAGAUUCACAGUUCCCGUACUCUGGGACAAGAAGACGGAGACGAUCGUAAACAACGAGAGUUCGGAGAUCAUCCGCAUGUUCAACAGUGCAUUCAACGAGCUGCUCCCGAAGAACAAAGCCGCAAUCGAUAUCUACCCCGAGCCGCUGCGCAAGGAGAUCGACUCGGUGAACGAGUGGGUGUACGACACCGUCAACAAUGGAGUCUACAAAUCGGGGUUCGCGAGCACUCAGGCGGCGUAUGAGGGUGCUGUCGUCCCGCUCUUCGCGUCUCUCGACAGGCUUGAGAAGAUGCUCAAGGGCAAGGACUACCUGAUUGGGGACCAGCUCACCGAGGCGGACAUCCGUCUUUUCGUCACAAUAGUGCGCUUCGACCCAGUGUACGUCGGGCACUUCAAGUGCAACCUACGGACGAUCCGAGAUGGGUACCCCGCCAUCCACCUCUGGCUACGCAAGCUGUACUGGAAGAACUCCGCGUUCUCGUCCACUUGCAACUUCGAUCACAUCAAGACGCACUACUACUGGUCGCACACCUUCAUUAACCCCCACAAGGUCGUUCCUGUCGGGCCCAUCCCCAACAUCCUGGCUCUCUGA
Molecule: messenger RNA, 1068 nt
Organism: Sparassis crispa
Lineage: Eukaryota; Fungi; Basidiomycota; Agaricomycetes; Polyporales; Sparassidaceae
Product: Glutathione S-transferase omega-like 2
Exons: 9
Coding region: 1-1068 (355 amino acids)
Cellular component (GO): cytoplasm
Molecular function (GO): glutathione transferase activity
Source: RefSeq, a predicted model, not a curated record